CCCUGCACAAACGCCUCUUUGAAAACGAUCUCACCGCUACCUUCUCGAUCACUCACUACUCGAGUCGGCGUGAUGUCUUGACUCAGUUAGAUCUCGGAAUCCUGUGGCCGGAAAAUGAGCCAUCGUCCAUUGAGUCUUUCCACGUCCUAGCGGACAAGAUAGAUGGCAUCUCUCAGAAUGGACUCCGAAGAGGUGCCUCCUCGGUCACGCCCUUCGUCCUUCGAGCUCCUGAUUACUUGUAAUCCACCGAUUCUCCAGUCUCUCCUUGCUCAAGUACCUACGGAUACGAUCUUUCGUCUCUACCAGACGUCGUAUUGCCUUCGAGACUUCCUCACGAAAUCUCCUACGUCGUGGCGCUACAUAUCAUGGCGUUUGUACCAGCCUACGAUCUCAAAUGCUAUCGCCCCUGCGAACGGUGCUAUUGGACCACGCCAAUCGAGUAACUACGCCCUCGACCAAAUUCUCCUGAACAUUAUCAAUCCAUUCAGUACGAGACUAGUUAGCCUCGAAUUGGACAAUACCGCGGUUAGCGGAGCCACACUCACGUCGACCGUUUUGAUUCUGAGAAGGGAUACCCUGAGACAUGUGUCCGUCCGUGGAUGCAAGAAUGUGUCGUUGAAAUAUCAUAUCAAUCCCUGGCUGCAGAUGCACGCCCUGGCGCGAGAGUCUCAGUCUGCCCGAGGUCCAACCGGGUUUGAAACCCUUGCUCUAGAGAGUUUGUACACCUAUCGUUGCCGCCAUCAUAGACGCAGACCAUACCUGCCAAGCAGUCUAUCACGGAAGGAAAGCGACAGUGAACCUACCCAUGAAUUGGUUAAUACCUGCCACAAGCUGGGAAUUUGGACCGAUACUGCAUGGUGCACAACACCAGGAGCUCGCUGUUUCCGCCGCAGAGGCUAUGUAAAGAUGCGAAUGCCCCAAGGCACGAGAGAAGUUUGGGUGGUCUAUGAUCGUUUGUGGAGGAGUCGAAAUUGGUUGGGUCCGAUUGAUUCAUCAAGAUCUACUGGCUCAGCUCAGCCAAAGAAACGGCGGAUGGAUGGCCGAAGUUGGGAGUUCGAUGAGGAAGGUGUCAAUGGCGAGGCCAUUGGAGUCAACAGAGAAGGGAAAGCGACUCCAGCACAUCUACGCCAAACCCACAAAGCCUUUGUUGAAGACAUUGUAUGUCAUAACUGCUCUGUUGAAAUUCUAGAAAGAUGCGAGCAAUGCUCCGUCAUGAUGCACUGCACAGGAUGCAGGAAAACACUCUGUGCAAGCUGUGCAUUCGACCGACCGUAUCUACGGAAUAAAAACGCACCAGAGGAGGAACGGAACAAGUACUGGUGGGCACCAGGCUAUGCUGUGUCCCCUUGCACGAUGCAGGACCAGGACCAACCUGCCAAUGCAGCCAUUGGGGCUCAAAAUGCUGAUCCAAAUAUGCUGCCAAACAUAAAAUUCAGAUGGUGCUGCACCGAGCCCGUCUUCUCUGGUGGAGGAGGUAUCACCUUCGGUAAUACCAACAGUCGAGAAACGGACAAAAUUCGAGCAGCGCCUCUACCCAUAGGUAAGGGUUGGGAAGACCCAGAAUUUGGUCCCGAGCGGCCGGAUGUUGAAGACGAAUUAGUGCAACAAGGUCCCGGUGGUCGAUGGCCAUCGAUCGACAGCUUCUUCAAGACAGCCGAAGCUCUAGGCUCCAAUGAACCCCCCUCGUUUUCGAUACCUAGGGUUCUAUGCGAUGAGUGUUACAGUGCAGAGCACUGGAGACUGAAAUGCAAGGCCUGUGCAACGGCAUUAUGUCUGAAGCACGACAUCGGCGAUCGAAUGAAGACAAGGAUUUGUGGUUACAGAGAUGUCGUUGUUGAGCGGCAGGAUUUCAAGUCUCGACAAAAGGCAUUGAAACUGUUGGCCACUCUAGUACGACAUCGAAAGGAAAGACUAGCAGCAGAGAAGCCAGCAACAGAACAGGACCAGGCGAGCUCAAGUCUGAAGGGUCCGUCAUCCAGUCGAUUGACACCUACUCCGCAGCGACCGUCAACGUCCGAGAGCUUGACUUAUGGGACCGAAAGAGAGGAGGCUGUCGACACACCAGUUGUCGGACUUGAACAAACUUUGCGCGCUCACAGAGCCCCAUUAGCUGAGCUUGACCCAACACAUCGACCAUUGUCGCCAGCGUCGACCAGCACCGGACCAUUGUCGCGAUCCACAUCGCCAACACCUUCAUUCCACUCAACCCCUGCAACACCCGAGCCGUCUGCCAAUCCACUUCAUUCGGGGGAAGAUGAAGCGUCGGCAUUACCGCUGUGGCAAGGUUGCCAGGCCUUUUUCUGUCCGGCAACACGCGCGCCUGGUGAUCACAGACGUCGUUGUCCAGCCAUCAUGAAACAGUGCUUCGAGUGCAGAGUCAAUAUUUGCGGCGACUGUGUUAGCACUUUGGAGCCUCCAUGUCCUUGCAAAGGCUGCAGAGCUCACCAGACCGAAGAACAAGUCUCAUCACCCGAUCCUGCACCCUUGUUCUUUUGCCCAAACUGCCGCUGGGGAAGAAUGGAAUCCGGAAAGUGUAAGAGGAGAUCCGAAGCCUUCCUGAUUGCACAGUCUUCGUCGAGGAAAAUGAAAAAGAGGAGAGAUAGAAUACGCAAACCUGUUGAGGAACGGCGACUCGGUGGCCCCACCUCACUCGCAUCCACCGAGGAAGCAAUCGAUGGUCUCGUCGAUUUCUUUACCAGCUUACAUACCACCCCCAACCGUACAAACUCUCCUCAACCUCCUCCUGGAGAGAGUCGGCCGUCGGCGAGCAAUCAGCAGAACCCUCCACCUGCUGCAAACCGGCCGGCUUCAAUGCAAGCUCUGCUGACUUCUCUACCCAUGCCCACUGGCAUACCCAUGGGUACCCUUCAUGCUCAACACCAUCACCAUCAUCAUCACCAUCAUCGGCACAUCUUACCACCCCACUUGAAUGAAUUUCAAGAGUUGGAAGAUAUGGGCCUCCUGGCCCGAGAUUUGAUACGCAGGAUACAGCGACUGCGAGAUCAGUACAGGCCAGGUUCGCUAGCAGCAAUCGCGUUGCCAGACGUUCGAGUACAUCACAAUGGUAACAACGCGGCUGGACCGGCGGUUGCCCAAGCACCACCUCGUCCCCUGGCCAAUCCUCAACCGCGCCCGCAGCAGCAGAAUGGAAUUGCAGUUGCGGGCCCAGCGGAUCCAGUACAGAUGGGAAACAAUCAAGAAAUUGACGAUCGAGAAUCUGGGACCGAUGAAGAAGAAGAGGAUUGAAAUGAGACUUAUAGAGACUCUGGCAAAGUAAGCCAGUCCAAGUCAUGUCAUGACCCGACACGAAUUUAGUUUAUAGUAGUACUAGUAGCUAGGAGCUUUGCAGUUUUCGUUUUUCCAACUCUCUGAAUAGAGCGCUUCGAGAGAAUACUGACCAAAUGGUCGUAUGUCAGUGAAUCUGGGUACAUAUCGUUUGAUACCUGAUUAAUCACCACAAGUUCUCCGAAGCAUUUGUACAAGUGUAAACAACUUUUGGACACGUCGACGCAUCGUUCAGGGGUACUAUAUCAGGUAAGUAAGCCCACAUGGAUU
Exophiala oligosperma is the source of this 3555-nucleotide messenger RNA. RefSeq lists its product as uncharacterized. The record is from RefSeq and is a predicted model, not a curated record. The transcript has a single exon. Lineage: Eukaryota; Fungi; Ascomycota; Eurotiomycetes; Chaetothyriales; Herpotrichiellaceae. Bases 163 to 3246 code for a protein of 1027 amino acids.